Molecule: messenger RNA, 1815 nt
Organism: Stylonychia lemnae
Lineage: Eukaryota; Ciliophora; Spirotrichea; Sporadotrichida; Oxytrichidae
Source: the annotation of a GenBank genome assembly
AUGGUGAUAAAGGAAUAUGAAGCAGCCUAAAAAGAAUUAGACGAUUAUGAGAAAUAAACUGAUGAUCUAGAACAGAGCUGUGACAGAUUAUUAGACUAUUUCGUCAGAUUUUUUAUCUAUCACAUUUUGUAUUUUGUGGUACUAGGCCCUUUCACCUUUAUCAUUCUAAGAAUAUUUGAGACAAAAGAGCUAAUGAUAAACAUGGGAUUUUACGGAAUUUCAAGAUCUUAUUUGAUGCAAACUUCUUAAUGGCUGUCAUUGAUAAUUCCAUUAUAUCUACACAUUUUCGACAAUGAAAAAGGAUAACUUUCUCAAACAAUGUUGAUAGUUGCACUUGUAUAAGUAUUAUUAAGAUGUAUGAUAGUUGCUGUCAGGUAUGCAACUACUGUCUCCUCUACACUCAAAAUUCAAUAGGAAAGAAUUUUAACAAGAAGCGAAUUAGAGUCUGAAUGGAUAACAAGUGGCUGGAUGGAAAUAAAGCCAGUUUUAUUGGAUAAGGAGAUAAAGAGUUGCAUGAUUAGAAAUGAGGUAGAAAAUGUGUUUUUUAAGAUCAAGUUUUUUAGCAAAGUUAGCAAUGAAGUUAGAAAUAAACUUCUUGAUUAUAACUUCUCUAGAGAAAGUACGUAUGAUAUGAAAAAAGAAAGAUAAAUGUAUAAGUAAUAUCAAAAAAUCUUUUUGUAAGAAUCAAACAAGCAAACUCUUAAGUCAAGUAAAAGAUCAGAAAAGCACAUCAUUCAAGUAGGUGAUGAUCAAAGUAUUCGCUUAACUUAACUAGAGGCUCCAAAUAAAGAAGAUUUAUAUACAUUGUAUCCUGGAAGAUUAGUGUUCAGGGAGCUAUUCUUAAAAUCAAAACAUUUCGUAAAUUCAUACACGCUGAUUCACUUUAUCCCUUUACGUUUAAUUCAGAGUAUUCUUCCUCUAAUAAUCGAAUUUUAAGAAGACUAAGCUGCAGAAAAUGUAGACAAAAUUAGUCAAAAGUACUAUAAUCAAACAUUCUGGAUCUAUAAUAUCCUAUUACUGUAUUUCAAUACAUUCAUCUGGUCAUUAAAUAUAUACUUCCUUGCUAUCGGAAAUUAGGAUAUGAAAAGAAGACUCGUUGCUAUGUAUUAAUGUGAAGCUAAUCUUGAACCUAACAGAUAUAAAAUAAAAGAAAAAUAUAGGAACUUCACUUUAAUCAAUUAUUUUGAUGCUAAGUCAUUACUUUCUUGGAUGGAUAUGAGAAUGAUGUAUCUAGAUAUGGGGUAGCGAUUUUUCGUAAGAUUUAAAGCAUUUGCCACGAUAUAUCUUAUAUUUUAUUCUUUGGUUGGAGGUCUUUUCCUAGCCUGGUAUUUCGUCUUAUAUGAGCAGCAUAAUAUCUAAUUCUCGUUGAUUUUGACUGUUGGAUUAGACUUGAUAAUAGUUUUCCUUAUCCUUUAUGAGCUUUUCAAUGUUGGAGCUAAAAUAAACAGCAUUUCAAAUAACCAUCUCUUAAGAUUGAGUGAGAUAAAAAGCAUUAUGUAAAGAAUAUUACAAGAGUGGGAUUAUUCUAUAACCUCUCAAGAAACUAGGGAUGCACUAUUGAAUAACACCUAUAGGGAUGCCUUUUUAUACUUCUAAUACAAAAUUGAGGAUGUUGGUGAGAAAUACGGCAAGCGAAUGAUUAAAUAGUCUAUGAGUGUUAUUGAUAGUAUCUAAGAGCGUCUUUAAAAAGAAAUAUAGUUCAACCCAAUCACGAUUUUGGGAAUUCCAUUAAAUAUGACUAUCAUUAAUGCAAUCAGAACAUCGUUUAUUUCCCUGGUAUUUGCAAUGAUCAAUUUCAAAUUAAAAAUUAUCUGA